CCAAUUGGAAGUAUUGCUCCAAUUUCUGAAAUUCAGGCUCGUUGGGUAACCCAGGUAUUCGUUGGGAAUGCCAAGUUACCAUCAGAAAAAGAAAUGUGGAAGGAUAUCGAUCUGAAAAGGCGAGUCAUGAAAAAAAGGUAUUUCGCAAGCGAAAAGCAUACAAUGCAGGUUGAUUUUGUGAAAUAUAUGGAUGAAAUUGCUACAAUGGUAGGCUGCAAGCCAAACCUUUGGAAGGUUUUGUUCUCCAGCCCGUCAUUCGCCUUACGCCUUUUCAAAGGUGCCAACGUCCCAUAUGUCUAUCGUCUUGUGGGACCAAAUAAAUGGGAUGGAGCUUACGAUGCUGUUUGUACGGUACCACAGCGAGUGAAGAAACCACUCAAAACACGUCAAUGCCGAAUGCAAAAACACAAACAACGUGGAGUAACGGUAAUUCAAUCUAAUCCUCUCUGA
Molecule: messenger RNA, 450 nt
Organism: Haemonchus placei
Lineage: Eukaryota; Metazoa; Nematoda; Chromadorea; Rhabditida; Trichostrongylidae
Source: the annotation of a GenBank genome assembly